This is a messenger RNA of Phoenix dactylifera (date palm), 954 nucleotides long. RefSeq lists its product as uncharacterized. NCBI's taxonomy places the organism in Eukaryota, Viridiplantae, Streptophyta, Magnoliopsida, Arecales, Arecaceae. The record is from RefSeq and is a predicted model, not a curated record.
AAAGGCUUUCCCCGUGUUACUACCACUGUUCUACUCUAGGGGUUAUGGAGAAGUUCCCCAGGUCUCAGUUUGCCAAGAUACUGCUCUUCCUUCUCCUCCUCCUCACUCCCUUCAUACCCACGUCCCUGAGGCCUUCCUACCUCUACUUCCUCCUCAACAUCCUCAUCGUCGCCCUGGGCGUCGAGGCCGGCUUCCUCAACGCCAUCUCGGGGCCUCCCGAUGAGAAGAAAGCGGCCCCCAUUAUCACUUCUCUGGCUGCACAAGCUCUCCCGGAUAACGGUAGUAGCAGCGGAGUUGACGCUGCCAGCCUGCAUGAAGGAAGAGCACAGCCCGUGAAACCUUUGGAGAAACCAAAGGUGGAGAAGGUGGCUGUGGUUGCCAGGAGGGUGCAGAAGGUGAAGAGGUGCCCGUCGAAGCCGAGCAUUUUUUUCAUCGGCGGUUUCGACGGUGAGGGCGGACUUAAAGAAGAGGGGGAGGAGGAAGACGAGGAAGGGGAGGUGGUGGUGGUCGGACAGCUCAGUAAGCAGGAGCUGUUCGCAAAGGCUGAGACGUUCAUCGGCAACUUCUACCAGCAGCUGAAGAUGCAGAGAGAGGAGUCAUGGAAGAAGAUUCAUGGGCUCUACCAUAGGGCUUUCUAGGGUUUUCAGAGAUCUACCGCCUAUAUAUAUAUAUAUAUAUAUAUAUAUAUAUAUAUAUAUAUAUAUAUAUAUAUAUUAGUUUACGUAGAGAUAACAUAGUAACAUAGUCAUCGUAUAUGCACCAUAAUUUGCAUUUGGUGGGUCGGCAUUGGUGAAGGAAGGAGGGGUCAAGAUAUUUUUCUUUGGCCCCUUUCAAUCUUUCUUUCUUUUUUUUUUAAUCUUUGUGUGAUAUUUGUAUAGAUUGUGGGCUGUUCUCAUGUACUUACUGCUUGUUCUAGUCAAUCUAAAUAUAAAUAUAAAAGGGUGGUGAGUAGUU